This is a messenger RNA of Numida meleagris (helmeted guineafowl), 4988 nucleotides long. RefSeq names its product par-6 family cell polarity regulator beta (gene PARD6B). NCBI's taxonomy places the organism in Eukaryota, Metazoa, Chordata, Aves, Galliformes, Numididae. Bases 231 to 1340 code for a protein of 369 amino acids. The transcript has 3 exons. Gene Ontology annotation, biological process: regulation of cellular localization; establishment or maintenance of cell polarity; centrosome cycle. Gene Ontology annotation, cellular component: cell cortex; apical plasma membrane; nucleus. Gene Ontology annotation, molecular function: protein kinase C binding. The record is from RefSeq and is a predicted model, not a curated record.
CGCGCGCUGAGCCCGCCCUCCCACGGGUGGCCGCGAGCUCGCGGGGCGGCAGGUGCCAGGAGCCGCGGCGGCCCCGCCCCCUGCCCCCUUUGUGAGGGCGGAGGCGUCGCGGCGGCAGCAGUCGGUCGAGCGGUCGCGGUUGCUGGGAGCCGUUGGUUUCGGGCCGUAAGGCUCUCGCUUCUCUUCCUGUGGGCGCCUGGGGCGGAGAGGAGAUACGAGCCUCCGGCGGUAUGAACCGGCCUCACCGCGGGGCCGCGGGCAGCCGGGGCCUCGGCACCAUGGAGGUGAAGAGUAAGUUUGGAGCAGAAUUUCGGCGGUUUUCUUUGGAGAGGUCCAAACCUGGGAAGUUUGAGGAGUUCUACGGAUUAUUGCAGCAUGUGCACAAGAUACCCAAUGUUGAUGUUCUAGUGGGAUAUACAGACGUUCAUGGAGAUCUGCUGCCUAUAAAUAACGAUGACAAUUAUCAUAAAGCAGUUUCCACAGCCAAUCCCCUACUCAGGAUUUUCAUUCAGAGAAAAGAAGAUGCAGACUACAGUGCCUUUGGUACCGAUACUAUGACAAAGAAGAAAAAUGUCUUAACAAAUGUGUUGCGUCCAGAUAAUCACAGGAAGAAACCACACAUUGUCAUUAGCAUGCCACAAGACUUCAGACCAGUGUCGUCCAUUAUAGAUGUAGAUAUUCUUCCAGAAACCCAUCGCAGAGUACGACUCUACAAAUAUGGAACUGACAAGCCCCUUGGAUUCUAUAUACGAGAUGGCUCUAGUGUCAGAGUAACGCCACAUGGAUUAGAAAAAGUUCCAGGAAUUUUCAUAUCCAGGCUUGUCCCUGGAGGCCUGGCUCAAAGCACAGGCUUACUGGCUGUCAAUGAUGAAGUACUGGAGGUGAAUGGAAUAGAAGUUUCAGGAAAAAGCCUUGAUCAAGUUACAGACAUGAUGAUUGCAAACAGCCGUAACCUGAUCAUUACAGUCAGACCAGCAAACCAGAGAAAUAAUGUUGUGAGGAACAGUCGGAAUUCUGGCAGCUCUGGUCAGUCUACUGAAUCUAGUCUUCCAAGUAGCACGCCAAAUAUGUUAGCAAAUUUCUUGCAAGGAGAAGAAGAGAGUGACGAAGAGGAUGUUAUUAUUGAAGAUAGUGGUGAGCCACAGCAAAUUCCAAAAGCUGCACCUACCAGCCUAGAAUCAUUGACGCAGAUUGACCUCCACGAGCCAACACAAAACGGCUUCCUUCCUUCCAGUGACAUGAACUUGAAUCACUCAGAAUGCAGCAUUAGCAUGGAAUAUGAAGUACAAGACCCUGAUCAUAAGUCAUUAGAAGAAGAUGGAACUAUAAUAACACUAUGAAAUUACUUUGUACUUUGUACUGAGCAAGGAUGCUAUACAUUGUUUUGAUUUGGCAUAAUAUGUAAUAUGUUUUAUACCUCUCCAUCUACUGUGCACUGCAAUUUGCUUAAAAGGAGGAAAAGAAAGUAAACGUAAGAAAUUCAAAGUGAUGUAAGUUGACUGACUUAGUUAACUCUGCACUUCCGUGUAAAUACUUCACAAAUAUAAAAAAAAAAAGUUGAUAACUGACAGAAAUUUAAAUCGAAGGUGAAGGAUAGCUAAGAGAUGGCUUUGAGCUUUCUCUUAAUGGUACUUUUGUUUUUUUAUGCAAAAUAGUACUGGUUCUAUGGAAUUCAACUUCCAUUAAUGUCUGAGGUUGAUUUCCUAAUGUGCUGUGGUUUCAUAUUCAACUGAAGUGCUGCUUCGAUAUGAUGGAGCUGCUUUAGUCAGUUCUGACCUCUUCUAGUCUGCAGUUUCUCUGAUAGAGCUGUUUGUGGGGCUCUGUGUAUGAGAAAACAAAAAUAAGCAGGAGGUGGGUAGGAAAGAGGUACUCUUGGUUGGUCUAAUUGCUGAUUCAUGGAGCAACAGCAGUAUGUGAGGAGUUCAGCAGCUUGUCAUCCUCAGUUAGAUAGGGCCUUCUGAAGCUGACUAUUCGUUGUGAGUGUGCAACCACAGGCUCAUUAGUCAUGCACCUGUAUUGUUUUUAAUUUGCCUUUGAUCACAAGGUUCAUUUACUUUCAAUUACGCUAUGAUUUUUACAUUCAAAUGUGAAGCUUUUAACACUUCUGUAUCUCAGAUCUGUUCUCAUUUUAAUUUGCAAUAUUUAGGACGUCAUCAAAUGUAGUUGCUAAUCUCAGUGAAUACUAAAGAAAUCAAAUGUAAACUUAAUGCCAUGGAAAUAACGUUACAUAAUCCAUGUUUUAAGAAACAAAAAACAAACAGUCCUAGAAGCCAUGAAGAUUUCUGCUAGCAAAAGCUUGUUGUGAGUCUAAAUGAUGUGAAAAAUGACUUUCUUCAUACCUAGACAUUUAAAGCAGUUUAAAUUGACUUAAAUCCCUGUAUUUAGAAAGAAGCUUGAAAUCAGGAUGAGGCUUUAAUAGAAGUUAUUUGAGCAGUAUGAUAUCAAAACUAUUCAUUCUAAUGAACUGUAAAUGCUGAUCUUCCUGUGCACCACUGGCUGUUUUGAAUAUUAUAAAGCUGCUGUAUAUAAAGCAAAAUACUGAUGACAAGUCCUGAUACUGCAAAAGCACAAGCAAACAAAUUUCCUAGGGGAAAGGCAGGGAGAGGCUUCUAGGGUUUUCUCUCCCCUUUUUAGGAUCUUCUGUUUUACCACCUGGCACUCUGUUCCCUAUCUGACUCUAUGCUGGGAACAUAACUUGUUGCAGGAAAAUUAGAUGGAAACCAGUAAAGUUGGGAAGAAGGUGAAUGGAGCUUCUCGGCAGGGAUCCAGCAGUCUAAAUCAACCUGUGAGAAGGCAGUAGGAUCUGACCAGUUCUGUACUGUGGUACUGUGCUUCCAGAUGCUUGGAAGCGUGUUCUGCCCUGUGGGGAGAGAUGUAACAAGCAGGAAGAGACAAACUUUCUUUUUUUUUUUUUUCCCCCAAAUCUACUUUGGGGAAACAUCUACCUCUACUUUACUAACGUGGGGCUAACUAGAAGUUUAGUAUUAAGGCAUCUGCACAAGGGUUCAUAGUGUACCAGAGGCUAAAAGUGUAUCUGAUUAAGCUUUUUGUAAUAUAAACAAAAUUGCUUCAGUUAUUAGUGACAUUAAAUUUUAAUGCAUUUAAAUUUGAAAUAAAUAAUCUUAACAUUGGAGUUAAAAUCUCACGGGCAUUGAAGUGUUUUACUUAUUUUUGCUAAUUAUUGAUAUGAAGUAACUAUAUCCACUUAGUGUGAAAUGAGGAAAAUAAAUCUUCAUUUUGCAAUAUGUAAAUUUCAAUAACACAUUUUCUGACAGUGCUGCUCUAUGCUUCCUUUACUGAAGGAAGAUUGUUUACUUUAAAGUAUCUUCUUCCUUUAUCACAGACUUUCCUUCCUAUAUGAAAUCAUCAGCUGAUGGUGACUUUCAUUUAUUAUGCUAGUUUGCACUUCUGUGCCUUUUGUUUACUUGAAUGUAUUGUGAAUAAUUAAAGGAGUAAAGGCACUUGGACGAGAAGAGAAUGAGGUCCAUGGAUACAGAAGAUGAACUGGUAGCACGCUCAGUGCAGGUAAUGUUCUCAUUCGGAGGAAAUAUGCUCUGAGUGCUGUGCUGCGUUAGUAUUUUGCAGCUUGGAUGCAAGAUGAGCUGCUAAUUUAUGCAGGAGGGUUGAUUCUGAGAAUGCGAAUUGCAGGAUGUUACAAGGUAGCUUACUGCUGAAGAACAAAUGCCCAAAGUUAGUGUGAUGCCAAACUCCCAAGCGUUACCCAAUUUAUACUUUAACAGAUGCAUGAAUAUGUUGGAUAUAUGCUGGUAUGAAGAAUUUAUAGAAAUUUAACUAGGGUCCCACUAUAAAUUGCAUGGAAGUUCAUCUCUUAGGACCUUUUCUGCAAUUCUGUAAACUAAUUGAUCUGAAUAAGUGAGAUAAUACUCUUGAUGAGUAGUAUUCUGCUUUACAGAAACUUGAUAACAUACGUAGCAAAACUAUUUGGGAUCAAGUAUUUGGGACUUGAUUUAAAAAAACACUAACGUAUACAUACUAAAAACUGAUUUUUAGAUUUAUUUAUGGUUACAGAGACGGGCUGCGCAGCGUGUAAUUGCUAAAUGCUGCAGUGACUAUGAAGUUUCUAAAGCUCUUCCAUAUCUUACUAAUGCAUACACUGUUAAUUACAAAAUAUUUUUAAAUUGUUACUUCAGGAUGAUCAAUGGUUGAUUAUGAAUGGCUGAACUUUAUAUAAUGGUACUAAUGUUCAGUAUGGGGUUUUUAAAAUAUGCUGAUAUCGUUAGCCUUUCAUUCACUACCUCCUAAAUUUUCAGCAUCUUUAUAAUUUUCUCCUUGGAAGAAAGUGCUUCAAGGCUUGACUGUUUCAUACAGAUUUUUAUCUUUAGCUGAAAGAAAUCCAGAUGUGAUAGUGAGGUUGCUGUGCAUGAUUGACAAAAUUAAGCUGCUAUUAAUGUAAUCUUGUGUAUUAAGUAUCCUGUAUAUGUAAACUGUAUUUUCAACUCAGAUUUUAUAAAUUAAUUUAUAAAUACCCAAAUUACGUCAAAAUGGAGCAGAAAACUAAAGUUCCUCUUGAGUGUUAUAUGUUGUAUACAUGCGUGGGGGGAGUCCGUCCUUCAUUGCAUCUGGGAGAUAAGUGCACCUUACUGGGAGAAACAAGCAAAUUCUUCAUAGAACUAAGAUGCAUUUACUUUGAAGUUCUGCUCUGGUACUGGAUAAGUCAAGCCUAACUGUGAAUCAUGUUUUUCCACAGCUGAAUUAAAUUUAGGGCAAUGUUCUCACAACCUGUCUUUAACACGUGUAUUUUUGUGAAUAUUAUGUAUUUUCUAAUUAAAUUUUACUUGGAAUGUGAUUUUUACAUGAAUGAACUUGUUUAAAAUGUCAAAUAUCAGUAUUUUUCUUACAACUUCAAUGUAUAAUGUACAUUGUUAGCUCACUGAAUGAAGAUUGAUUUUAUGAAUCUAGCUAGCUGUAGCUGUAUAUUAGUCUUAUAUUUUUACAGACUGGAAUAAUAAAUGGAUACAGAAAUAAAA